Molecule: messenger RNA, 1966 nt
Organism: Tupaia belangeri chinensis (Chinese tree shrew)
Lineage: Eukaryota; Metazoa; Chordata; Mammalia; Scandentia; Tupaiidae
Gene: CUZD1
Product: CUB and zona pellucida like domains 1
Exons: 9
Coding region: 36-1859 (607 amino acids)
Source: RefSeq, a predicted model, not a curated record
UGCUAACCCUUAAGCCUACCCUGCCUCUUGCAAAGAUGAAGGUUGUAAGAGGGCUGAUCCCUUUAGCUCUUUUCAUUUCUUCAUGCUUGGCAGAAUGGAAUUCAACCGAGGCUGAAGGCAGAUCAAGCUGCACUGCCAGCCUGGGAGGUGCCAAUCUGGCAGAGACCCACAAAGCCCUCAUCCUGAAACUCAAUCCCAACGAGAACUGCACGUGGACAAUAGAUAGACCAGAAAAUAAAAGCAUCAGAAUCAUCUUUUCCUACAUCCAGCUUGAUCUAGAUGGAAGCUGUGACAGUGAAAACAUUAAAGUCUUUGAUGGAACCUCUACCAGUGGGCCUCUGCUAGGAAAAGUCUGCAGUGAAAAUGACUACGUUCCUGUCUUUGAAUCAAUAUCCAAUUCGUUGACAUUUCAAAUAGUUACCGACACUGCAAUAAUUCAAAGAACUGUCUUUGUCUUCUACUAUUAUUUCUCUUCUGACACCUCCAUUCCCAAUUGUGGUGGUUACCUGGACACUUGGGAAGGAUCCUUCACCAGCCCGAAUUACCCAAAGCCACAUCCUGAGCUGGCUUAUUGUGUUUGGCACAUACAAGUGGAGAAAGGUUAUAAGAUAAAGUUAAACUUCAAAGAGAUUUUCCUGGAAAUAGAUGACCACUGCAGAUUUGAUUUCAUCGCUGUCUAUGAUGGCUCCUCCACCAACUCUGGCCUGAUUGGAAAGGUCUGUGGCCGUGUGACACCCACCUUCGAAUCUUCAUCAGACGCUUUGACUGUCGUGUUAUCUACAGAUUAUGCCAAUUCUUAUCGGGGCUUUUCUGCUUCUUACACAUCAAUUUAUGCAGAAAAUGUCAACACCACAUCUUUAACUUGCUCUUCUGACAAGAUGAGAAUUAUUAUAAAUAAAUCUUACAUAGAGUCAUUAAACUAUAAUGAGAAUAAUUUACAAUUAAAUGAUCCCACUUGCAGACCAAAAGUAACGAAUGUUGUGGAGUUUUCUUUUCCUCUGGACCAAUGUGGAACAAUAAAAAAGGUAGAAGAUUAUUUAAUUACUUACACCAAUAUAAUCACUUUUACUGAGUCCCAAACUUCUGAAGUGAUCACACGACAGAAACAUCUCCAGAUUAUUGUGAAGUGUGAAAUGGAAUAUAAUUCUACAGUGGAGAUAAUGUACAUCACAGAGGAUGACGUAAUACAGAAUCAAAGUGCACUGGGCAAAUACAACACGAGCAUGGCUCUUUUUGAAUCCAGUUCAUUUGAAAAGCCUAUACUUGAGUCUCCAUAUUAUGUGGAUUUGAACCAAAUUCUUUUUGUUCAAGUCAGUCUGCACACCUCUGAUCCAAAUUUGGUGGUGUUUCUUGAUACUUGUAUAGCUUCAUCCACAUCUGACUUUGCAUCGCCAACCUAUGACUUAAUCAAGAGUGGAUGUAGCAAAGAUGAGACUUGUAAGCUGUAUCCCUUGUCUGGACACUAUGGAAGAUUUCAGUUUAAUGCCUUUAAAUUCUUGAGACAUCUGAGCUCUGUGUAUCUGAAGUGUAGGGUUCUGGUAUGUGACAGUAACGAUCAUCAGUCUCGUUGCAAUCAAGGCUGCACCUCUAGAAAGAAACGAGACAUCUCUUCAUACAAGUGGAAGUCUGAUUCCGUGAUAGGACCCAUUCGUCUGAACAAGGAUCGAAGUGCAAGUGGAAAUUCAGCAAUUGAGCAUCCAUCGCGUAUGGAAGAAACUCAGAAGCAGCCCUUCAGCAGUCUGCAUCUCUUUUCAGUCAUGGUCCUUGCUAUGAAUGUAGUGAUUGUGGCCACAAUCGUAGCAAGGCAUUUUGUGAAUCAACGAUCAGACUACAAAUACCAGAAGCUGCAGGACUAUUAAGUAACAGGUUUAGCCCUCUUGGCUGUCAAAGGAAAUAGUGCCUCAUGGCCAUACAUAUGAAUAAAUUAGGAAAGGCCUAAAAAAGUGACACAUGGGCCUUCAUGUCA